Molecule: messenger RNA, 1739 nt
Organism: Triticum aestivum (bread wheat)
Lineage: Eukaryota; Viridiplantae; Streptophyta; Magnoliopsida; Poales; Poaceae
Product: protein-tyrosine-phosphatase PTP1
Exons: 10
Coding region: 1-1302 (433 amino acids)
Biological process (GO): protein dephosphorylation
Molecular function (GO): protein tyrosine phosphatase activity
Source: RefSeq, a predicted model, not a curated record
AUGUGUCGAAUAACCGCUCCAUUCGAACUCGACUAUGUAAAUUUCGAGGAAAUAAAUAUAAAUUUCAUUUUUGUGCAAAGAAACAAUUCUGCUCAACGACCACACAAUUUUCCUUUCCUCGUCAACCUCACCAGUCACCACGGCAACGAGCCCGACCAGCCCUCCGCCCCCGCGACCGCGCCCCUCUCCAAGCGCUGCCGUGAGCCCGCCUUCGCAGUCACGGGGAACGCGACGAGCUCCCGCGGCGGCGGCGGCCUCCGCGAGAAGGCGAGGGCCGUCACCCGCCUCGCCGGAUCCGGCUCCCGCCAUACGCAUGCCGAUGCUCAGUACUCCGGGGGUCCGGUCCCCGGGGUCGCGUUCGACCCCUUCGACAUCGAGGCCGACCCUCCGCCGUUGGCGCUGACACACGAGCAGAUCAAGCUAUGCAAGGACGCGCUCGCGCAUUUCGAGCGGAGGAGCAAGCAGCUGGAUGCCUUGUCCGACGAGUUCCAACGGCUUCAGGGCAUGAGAACAAUGCAUCCGGAGAUGAUGAAAAUGUCCACUGUAGCUCGUGAUGCUGCCAAUAGGGAGAAGAACCGCUAUAUUGAUGUCUUACCAUUUGAUGAUACCAGGGUACGGCUAAAAUCAUCAGCAACCAGUCAAAUUUCAGGCAAUGAUUACAUCAAUGCAAGCUUUGUAAAGGCUACCGAGGACAACAGUGUUGCAAGAUUUAUUUCCACCCAAGGACCACUAGUAAGGACAUUUGAGGAUUUUUGGGAAAUGGUUUGUGAAAAUCAGUGUCCUGUGAUUGUUAUGCUCACACAGUUCGACAGUGUUAAGUGUGAUGAGUAUCUUCCAUUGCAAAAUGGUCAAGGGACGUAUGGAAAGUAUAAUGUUAAGAUUACGAAGGACACAAGAGAUAAGCAUCAAUUAUGUCUGCGUGCUGUGGAGGUGCAGUGCAAUGAGUCAGGCAAGGUUCAUUCUGUACUCCAUAUAGAGUAUCCUGAUUGGCCCGACCAUGGCGUACCAACAAGCACUGAUGCUGUGCGACAAAUUCAAAAACGGUUACAUCACAUUCCGAGAGAACAUCCUAUAGUUGCACAUUGCAGUGCAGGAAUUGGGAGAACUGGUGCUUACAUCACCAUCCAUAGUUCAAUUGAGGGAAUUCUCCUUGGAGACACAAGCUCUUAUGAUCUUGUUGAAACUGUAAAAAAAUUUAGGUCCCAGCGAACUGGAAUGGUUCAAACUGAGCAACAAUACAUGUUCUGCUACCGUGCAAUUGCGAAUGAGCUGAAAGAUCUGCUGAGGUCGUCAGGCCGUUGAGGUAUUUCUAAGGAAGAAGUGGACUGCUACUGUAUUGUCGCCCUUCUAUUUCCAUCGUAAACCAUAGCUUCUUGUUGCUUGUUGCGUUUGUUAGGGCAGUGCAUUAAGAUCACUUUGCCACCUCUAUUUCGACCUGGUCUCCAAUAUUGUUAAGACAACUGCUUGUUGAUUGUUUAAGAAUCAGUAGAGUUUACAACAUCUGGUGGACCCAAGCAUGUAAACAGCCCUCCGGGAAUCAUUCCUCGACCAAACAGUAGCAGAAUCAUGGGUCCCUUUCCCUUGUGGAUGAUUUAUAUUGUUUCCCAAGACACCACGAAGAUGAAUGCCAGGCGUAUAUAGUUAGAUGCGACCAAUGCAUCGUUGAUUGUAUCGAAAUUGAAAACUGGGCAUCUGGGACGAUUAUUUGAUUAUCUACUUAGUCCCUGUGGGAGCCUUUC